Messenger RNA from Diversispora eburnea, 1942 nucleotides. Lineage: Eukaryota; Fungi; Glomeromycota; Glomeromycetes; Diversisporales; Diversisporaceae. The record is from the annotation of a GenBank genome assembly.
AAAGUCCUUUCAAUUCUUCCAACUCAAGAGGAACAAAUCGAGAUUCCGAAAGAUCUUGCACCAGAAAAGCUUUUGGAAGUCUAUAAGAAGAAUGGUCAGUUUAAUGAUGCCACCAAAUACUUACGCUCGCUUGAAAAAUCCCAAGAAGCUUCAGUCAUGCUAAGCAACAAUCUUGAUAAAGAUGAAAAUAUUAUUGAUUCUUUCUGCUACCUUUUACAUUCUUGUAGAGUAAUUAUACUUGUAGAUACGAUGAACAAUGAUAAAAGUACAUUAAAAGAAAAAGAAUUACAUAAAUUACUUAACGAUGCAUUAGAUAUCACCACGAAAGUCAAAUCUCAAUCUUUAAAGAAAUCUGAGAAGUGGAGUAGACUAAUGGAAGAGUUCCAGUUAUAUUUAGCUUAUCGGAAGAGUGACUUAAAUGAAGUUCAUAAAUGCAUACAAUCUUUCAAGAGGCGUAAUGAUACUAUUAUCGAGUUUCAGGCAUUAACCAUAUGGUUGAAAAUUCAACCAAAGUCCAUUAAUAUUGAGUAUUGGCAUGAACGAUUGCAAUAUCUAAUAAGGCUCUGUGAAUUAGCCUAUGAUUUUAUAGACCCGCAUAAAAAUGUUCACAACAAAGAGAAAAUCAACAAAAAUUUCGAAGAAAUUUUUUUCGUUGAGGAAGUACAAGAUCGCCCAGAUAAACGGAAAAUUUCUUUUGAUGAUCUGCUUGUUUGUCAUAUAAUCAAAAUGUAUGACAAAAACACAAUAGAGGAUUUGAAGGUUUAUAACGUGGAUAUUAUGUACAAGGCAAUCGCGAAGUUUCUUGCUUUAUAUAUAGAUGAUCUUAUAUCUAAGGCCCACCACAAGGGUAAAGAUAUUUCAGACAUAGCUUAUGAAAUUUGCAACGAUAGUGUGAAAUGUAAAAGUCAUUAUUGCCAGAAGCAUCACUUGAUUCCAACGCCAUCAAUUCUUCACAAACGUAUUACACUUGCAUGUCUUCAGUACACUGUAACACGAAAAUUAGAUACAAUAUGCUUUUGCAUACUUUCCUAUAGAAAUAUAGCUAUACAAAGGUUUUGGGCAGAAAGAUUAAUAGAAUAUCAUUUUCACUAUCAAUCCCCACAAUCAAGUUGUCCAGAGAUUACUCAUGCAGCAAUCAUCAAACUUCCUAGACACACAUAUAAUGGGCUUGUUGACCUCAUUUAUAAAGUUUGGUUAGGUAACGAAUUUGAUCCCUGUGACUUUGCAAAAAUGUUGAAAUGCAUAUUUGUUUUGCUUCAGUUACGGUGCAAAUGGGGCAUUGAUAAAUUUCAUUUGGAAAUAAGAAAGAACGAAAAAUCUUAUAACAACUUUGCAGCCCAAGUUGCAAAGCGACUUGCAUUAUUCGUAGAAUCUCUCCGCACUAACUUAGUGAUUGAGGCAAUAAAUCAAUCAAAGAAAUUCAUUAAUUAUGCUGUAAAAAAUUCCGAACAAGUUAAAAUAGAUACGUCUAGAGCUUUUAGUGACCUUACAUCUCUUAUAGAGUUCACGACGUUUUUGAUUUUGGCUGCUCGUCCUGGAUAUUGCGAUUUUUGCCUUCCCCGAAGUUAUUUGGUUAACUAUUAUGAUGUAUUCGACUUGAACCCAUCUCUUAUAUGUCUAGAGGGCAUAAAUAAGUACAAUAUAAUAACCUAUAACAAUGAAAUCACGGAUUUAUUCGAUCAAGUUAAAAAGAUUCUCGAAGAGAUUAUUGUAAUUAAUCAAAGCCAUUUUGUAAAUAUUCUGGAUGAUGACCUUAAAGAGAAUGGCUUUGAUUCACUAGUUAUAGUUUACCACAUCUGGGGAGGAAUGUCUAGAUUUUCUUGGGAGAAAUUUGGGAUCACAAAGAUUUCAUAUCGUAAUAUUGAAGAAUUUCGUUCUUCUCUUCGGAAAAUUACAACCAACGUCCCAAACGAUCAAAUUUCAUUUCAGCCAGCUGAUGGAA